Messenger RNA from Symbiodinium sp. CCMP2456, 525 nucleotides. Lineage: Eukaryota; Dinophyceae; Suessiales; Symbiodiniaceae. The record is from the annotation of a GenBank genome assembly.
AUGAUGCGAAAGCGCCACAACGACAGGAGCGCGAAGACUCUCCACUUCCGUGCGGAGCGGAACCUCAGCAAGAAUAUGAAGAAGUGGAUUACGCGCCGCAGCUCAUCUCCCGUGCACAGCCCCAAGGCGCUGGAGGAUCACAGGAGGCCCAACCGCACUCCGUCCCCGCCAUCACGGACUCUUCGGCGGGGCAAGGCGAAGCGCGUCCGGCGCCAUCAUGGCCUGGUGUGCACCCUCAUCAAUCACGGGGUGGAGAUGAGGCAUGGCUACCACAGCGCCCGGAGCAUCGUCGAGUCCCCCUCAGCCACGAGCUCCCAAGACUCGGAGUCGGUUUCCUCUGGACGAGUUUCAGAGGUCUCUUCGGAAGGCCUCGAUGAGGCCUCGGAGGAGCUCGGUCUCGGACUCCAUCAUCUCAGGGCUUUCCGUUGGAGGCUCCUCCGGCGCUUUGCCGGGCCGCCGGAGGCCUUUGCUCAAACUGUGGAGAAUCCCUUGGAGCCCAUGUCCUUCGAUCUCUUCUGCCUCCUG